Messenger RNA from Prunus armeniaca (apricot), 2433 nucleotides. NCBI's taxonomy places the organism in Eukaryota, Viridiplantae, Streptophyta, Magnoliopsida, Rosales, Rosaceae. The record is from the annotation of a GenBank genome assembly.
AUGCUAGUCAAAGCUCCCGAGCGAGCAGACCACAUCGAGAAUCUUGCCGAGGCAUUCAGCAUACUCCGAAAAUACAACAUGAAGUUGAACCCGAGCAAAUGCACAUUUGGAGUCUCGUCCGGCCGAUUCCUUGGAUACUUAGUCACCCAAAGAGGAAUUGAGGCACAUCCAAAUCAAAUCAAGGCUAUACUCAACAUGAAGUCACCUGCCACAACAAAGGAGAUACAAAGUCUAACGGGUAGGGCGGCAGCUCUCAACCGAUUCCUCUCUAGAUCUACCGACAAAUGCAGGCCAUUUUUCAAAGCCUUGAAGAAGGGACACAAGGAUAAGUGGGAUGACGAGUGUGAAGUGGCUUUUCAAAACUUGAAAACUUACCUCACUUCACCUCCAUUACUCUCAAAGCCGAUGCCAGGCGAAGACUUGUACAUCUACCUAGCGGUGUCCGACUCAGCUGUCAGCUCAGCUCUCAUCCGAGAAGAGCUGGGGGCACAACAUCCGCCGAAGAAGAGAAGAUGGUUGCGAAAAGCAAGGAAAAAGCGGACGACACCUUCCCCCACCGAUUCGAACCUACCUAACGACAUGUGGCAGUUGCAUGUAGACGGAGCAUCAAAUCACAGGGGAGCGGGAGCGGGAGUCGUCAUAAUCACCCCAGACGGAACCUUGUUGGAACAAGCUAUCACACUAGGCUUCUCUGCUUCAAACAACGAGGCAGAAUAUGAGGCACUGCUUGCAGGACUACGCCUAGCGAAAGAACUGUCGAUCAAGAGACUGGCCGUCUACUCAGACUCCCAACUGAUCACGAAUCAAGCCUCAGGCGAGUACAUGGCAAAGCACCCAAGAAUGGUUCAGUACCUCGACAAAGUCCAAGGACUUUUGAAAGAAUUCCCUACUUUCACCAUCCAACAAGUUCCACGGGCAGAGAACACUCAUGCAGAUGCGUUGGCGAGCCUAGGAUCAGCACUGGACACCCAGUUCAGACGCUCCAUCCCAGUUGAACACCUUGACCGGCCAAGCAUCGAAGAAAUAGAGCCGAUCGACUCAAUGCAGAUUGAUGAGGACCCCAGCUGGCAAGACCCCAUCAUCGACUACUUAGUGAAUGGAAACCUGCCAAUGGAUAAGUCCGAAGCUAGGAAGGUCCAGCAGAAGGCCGCGAGAUACUAUAUGCACGGCAGCAAGCUCAUCCGUAGAUCUUACUCCGGCCCUCAUCUCACCUGCAUAAAGUACCCUCAAACACUUGAAGUCCUCUGCGAAAUUCACGACGGCGAGUGUGGCAACCACUCGGGGGGCAGGUCACUCGCCCAGAAAACUCUAAACGUAGGCUAUUUCUGGCCUACCAUGCGCCACGACUCCGCUGAAUAUGUCAAAAGAUGUGAUCGUUGCCAACGAUACAAGCCGAUCCCUAAUCUGCCUGCCGAAGUUUACCAUCCGCAAAACAGUCCAUGGCCAUUCAUGCAAUGGGCCAUCGACUUAGUGGGUCCCUUGCCACCGGCGCCUGCCAAGAAAGAAAUGAUGAUCGUCGCCACUGAUUACUUUACUAAAUGGAUCGAGGCCGAAGCUCUAUCCUCUACUAAAGAAGCCGAUGUGGAGCGAUUCAUCUGGAGAAAUAUCAUCUGCCGGUUCGGCUGCCCACAAUCGUUGGUCACUGACAAUGGCUCACAGUUCAUUGGCAAGCAGAUCACCGCCUUCUUUGCGAAAUACAAGAUCAAACAACACCUGUCUACUCCAAGGUAUCCACAAGGAAAUGGGCAGGCUGAGGCAUCCAACAAAGUCAUAUUAGACUGCUUGAAGAAAAGGCUAGAAGGCGCCGAAGGGAAAUGGGUGGACGAACUCCCCGGAGUACUAUGGGCUUAUCGCACCACCAAACGAAGGUCGACUGACGAAACCCCAUUUUCCCUUGCCUAUGGAACUGAAGCGAUCAUUCCUCCUCACGUCAAUGUCCCCUCUAUAGGCAUUGAAGUCGGCAGCAUAGAGCAGAACUCCGAGCAGAUGAGACUCAACCUUGACUUACUUGAAGGCGAGCGCGAGAAGGCCAUUGUGCGAGUCGCCUCUUAUCAACAGCGGUUGAAGUCCUACUACGACAAAAGAGCCAAGAUCAGACAGUUUCAACCUGGCGACCUUGUGCUAAGAAAAGCCUUCAUCACUGCACAAAGACAAGGGUCUAAGAAAAUAAAACCCAAUUGGGAAGGCCCUUAUGUAAUCAGCCGGUCCGGGGGCAGAGGAAGCUACACGCUGGACACCAUGGAUGGGAAGGAAAUACCACGGCAAUGGAAUGCCUACCAUCUCCGAAAGUAUUAUCCCGUCCUUCGGGAGACGCAGGGCAACGACCAGAAGCGUCCUUCGGGAGACGCAGCCCAUAAAAAGCGUCCUAAGGGAGACGCAGGGUGCGCCAGGAAUUUCCUAAGGGAGGUAUCCAGGUUCCUAUCCGUUCCCUAA